Molecule: messenger RNA, 1812 nt
Organism: Brassica napus (rape)
Lineage: Eukaryota; Viridiplantae; Streptophyta; Magnoliopsida; Brassicales; Brassicaceae
Product: F-box protein At2g14710-like
Exons: 1
Coding region: 478-1644 (388 amino acids)
Molecular function (GO): protein binding
Source: RefSeq, a predicted model, not a curated record
AUUGUACUAUUAUAAAAGUAAAAAAAUUAAGAGAAGUGAUUUUUGCAAAAAUUAAGUUAAACUGACAAAAUAUCUUUAAUGAUAUAUGUUAGUUUAUAUGUUGAUAUUACGGCAAAAUAAAUCGUGAACUAAAUCGAACUCUGAUCAUCGGGGUCCGUGUUUUCAUGUCAAUCUAGAUAUUGUAGAUGGCGUGUAGGUAGGGAUCGCAAAACGAACAUAAAGUGCUGGGUUUGACUCUCUGAAACUCGAGAUUCAGUUAGGAAUUGUGCCAUCGCCGGGUGCAUUUGUUGCAUGUGAAUUCUAUUGAUUCUGUCAAUCUAGAUAUUGUAGACCAUUCUCAUUCAUCUACACCGACAAGCCAGUAAAGUUAGUUUUCUUUUCAUCUCUUGACCUUAACUGAUUUUGUAGCUCCUGUAUUUUAAAAGACAUAUUUUAACAUUCGAUUGAAACGAUAAUUAAUUACAAAAAUCAUAGAUAAUGGACUCAACCAAAACUAAAAAGGAGCAGCUUCCUUGGGAGUUGAUUGAAGAGGUACUCUCUCAUGUUCCUCCAAGAUCUCUUGUUCGCUUCAGAACCGUUUGCAAACGAUGGAACACUCUCUUCAACGACAAAACGUUCAUCAACAACCACACCUGGACGUUUCGAUUCAUCCUAACAACGAAAUCCAAGAUUUACUCGGUAAGCAUUAACCCCAAGAUAGUGGUUCGUGAGUUAACAUUGGAUAUUCCCGGUAUACAACCUGAGAUUAAACAUUUGGUUGAUUGCAAUGAGUUCUUGCUAUGUUGCAUGGAUAAAGGAGCCUCGGUUUGGAACCCGUGGUUGAACCUUAGUAGAUGGAUCAAAGCCGAUGUUAGCGAGCCUAGUUCUCGUUUCCGAAUCGAUGGCAUAGGUUAUGAUACUGAUAAUCAUAAUAAUAAUAAUAAUAAUAUGAUAGUUAAGGAAAGACUCUACACGACCAUUGGGUCUUACAGGAAGGAUCAUUCCCACGAGGCAUGGUGGGGAAUCCAUGACUUUGCCUCUGAGGAGUGGAAAGACCUCGAGGUGGAACCUAGUCAGGGAGAUAAAGAACCUUUCUUACUCACGAAAAGUGGUGUAUCUUUGAAUGGAAAUUUGUAUUGGGUUGCUUUUUAUGACGAGAAUGAUCCCUUGUACCACCUACUUAACUUCAGUUUUGUGAGCAAAAGGUUCUCUGACUUAUUAUGUUAUCUACCAUGUGGGAUGAAUCAUCCUCGCGAUGCUCUUGUGCUUAGGGUCUUUAGGGGAGAUCGGUUUUCCUUGUUAAAACAAUGUCACGUGACAAAGAAGAUUGAGAUUUGGGUGACUAAGAACAUGAUUAGUGUUGAGGAUGGUAAUGAUGUAGUUUGGAUGAACUUCAUGACUUUGUCGAUUCCUAACUUUCCAGGUUUGGUACCAAACAAAUAUUCCUACUCUCAGCCAAGUUACUUCAUCCAACACAAAAGGCUUGUCAUGUGUUCUUGCGACGAAACUGGCAAGCCUUGGAUUUAUGUUGUGGAAGAAAACAAGUUGAUAAGCAAAGUCCACAUGAGUUCUGUGGUGGAUCCUUGGCCUUUGCAUUGUACCUAUUUUCCGAGUUUGGUCCCGGUUCCUGGAGGUCGAAGGAAAGAAGCAGAAUUACAUGUUUGAUUUUUAUUACGCUAAUUUGUUUUCUUGUUUGGUUGUUUGUUUUCUUGUUUGGUUGUUGAUGCUGAGGAAGCUCACGUUGAUUUGGAUUUUGUUCUUAUUUUUAUUCACAAAAUCAUCUUUUUGAAUAAAUGUUAAAUUUAUUCUACUCAAAAAAACGUUUUUACAAAG